Caenorhabditis angaria is the source of this 1451-nucleotide messenger RNA. NCBI's taxonomy places the organism in Eukaryota, Metazoa, Nematoda, Chromadorea, Rhabditida, Rhabditidae. The record is from the annotation of a GenBank genome assembly.
AUGGGAGAAUUGAUCCAGCUUGACGUCGGUAAAAAAGUGAAACAAUGGAAAAUUGACAAAAAACUCGGCGAAGGCGCAUUUGGUGCUGUUUACAAAUGCAGUAAUGCGAAAGGAGAAUUGUAUGCGUUGAAAGUUGAAGGAAAAGAUGAAAAGAUUCAAUUGCUCAAAAUGGAAGUUCAUGUGCUCACAGAGCUCAAGAAAAAUAGUGGACGACAUUUUUGUGAUAUCGCCGAUAAAGGUCAAUACGAAAAUUUCAAUUACGUUGUUAUGACAUUUGUUGGAAUGUCACUCGCUGAUUUGAGAGCUGCAAGUCCGAAUAAACGUUUUUCAAUGGGCACAGCUAUUUCAGUUGGAAGACAAUCAUUGGAAGCAUUAGAAGAUAUGCACAGUAUUGGAUAUCUCCAUCGAGAUGUCAAACCAGGAAACUAUACAAUUGGUCGAGCAGAAUUAAAUGAGUUGCGAAAAGUUUAUGUGCUCGAUUUCGGAAUGGCAAGAAAAUUUGUACACGAUGACGGAAGAAUCAAGAAACCUCGAAAGGUUGCCGGUUUUCGUGGAACAGUCAAAUAUGCACCCGUUUCUUGUCACGCAGGUCGCGAACUUUGUCGCCAAGAUGAUUGUGAAACAUGGUUGUAUAUGUUAGUUGAAUUGACUAAAGGAUCAUUGCCUUGGAGAAAUACAACUGAUAUUGGACAAGUUGGAAAUGAGAAAAAGUCGGUUCGUACGGAUCCAGUGGCAAAAAAGCGCUUCUUUGGAGGGUAAGUACAAUUUAUGUUUUCGAUUAUCCAGUUAAACAAUAUUUUCCAGAUGCCCCCGUGAUUACAUGGAUAUUCUUUGCACAAUUGAUACUGGAGAAUUUUUCGCUGAGCCUAAUUACCAAAGAAUAUACUAUUUGCUUCGUCAAGCUCUGGAAAAGACGGGAGCCGAUGAAUAUCCGUAUGAUUGGGAAGAUUAUUUGAUGAAGAAGUUCAAAGAAGAUCAGGAGAAAAAAGAGCAGGGAGAAGUUCCAAAAGAAAGUAAGAAAGAAAAGAAGGAAGAAAAGAAAGAGGAGAAACAAGAUGAUCAGAACAAUAACCUCAAAUCUGAAAAAGAAACGAAAAAGAAAAAUGAAAGAACAGAGGAAAUUGCUGAAGGAAAAUCUGAAAAAAGAUUGAACAUUUUUCUGAAUAAACAUUCCAAUCUCUUGUUUUUUGAUGUUUAAAAAUUUGAAUGGAAUUCGACAACGUGUGAAAAAUCUAGCAUAUAAAAGUAUACGGGUGAUUAGAGAGAAAAUCAUAAAAAAAAUGAAAUUCUUCAUUCUCCUCAUCAUUCUUUCUGUUUUUUCUGGAGUUAUGGGAACUACUGCUGCUGAAAAAGCUGCUGCUGAUGCAAAAGCCGCUUCUUCCAUUCUUAGUUCAAUUUUCAGUGGAACUUCAGGAAUUAUCACUGCUGCUGGAGCUUUAAAAAAAUCAUAA